AUGCCGAUGUUCGUGGUCAACACCAACGUGCCCCGCGCCUCGGUGCCGGACGGGCUCCUCUCCGAGCUCACCCAGCAGCUGGCGCAGGCCACGGGCAAGCCGGCCCAGUACAUCGCGGUGCACGUGGUGCCGGACCAGCUCAUGAGUUUCGGCGGCUCCACCGAGCCCUGCGCGCUCUGCAGCCUGCACAGCAUCGGCAAGAUCGGCGGCCCGCAGAACCGCGCCUACAGCAAGCUGCUGUGCGGCCUCCUGGCCGAGCGCCUGCGCCUCAGCCCGGACAGGAUCUACAUCAACUACUACGACAUGAACGCGGCCAACGUGGGCUGGAACGGCUCCACCUUCGCCUGA
This is a messenger RNA of Pipistrellus nathusii (Nathusius's pipistrelle), 348 nucleotides long. NCBI's taxonomy places the organism in Eukaryota, Metazoa, Chordata, Mammalia, Chiroptera, Vespertilionidae. The record is from the annotation of a GenBank genome assembly.